GUGUUUCCUACCAAAAAAAAAAACGAAAAAGGUGUUUGUGUCUUCCCUCAAUUGCGCGUCACGUGUCUUUGAGCUCUCAUCACGGUGUCCGUGACGUAGCCGCCUGACGAAACUCAUGUUCUUCUUCUACUACUCUUACAAUUAAGUCUUUGAUUUUUUCAGACGGGAGCUUUUAAGACUUAUUGGUCUCAGUUUAAACGCUCUUCCAUUUCUAUUAAACGGAUCUCUUCGCUGAUCGCUCCAAUACAAUUUUUUUUUAUUUCGAAGGAAGAUAUGAGUUCUGAUACCAAAAGUUCACCUCCAAGUGAAUCUGAGAAAACUUUGCCACCAGAGGAGUAUCUAAACAAGAUAAAUGAAGUGAGGGGAUUACUAGGGCCAUUGACUAAGAAGUCAUCUGAGUAUUGUUCAGAUGCUGCCAUUGCCCGGUACUUAGCUGCACGUAACGGACAUGUCAAGAAAGCAACUAAAAUGCUCAAAGAAACCUUGAAAUGGAGGACUCAAUACAAACCCGAGGAGAUUCGAUGGGAAGAUAUUUCACGAGAAGCCGAGACCGGGAAGAUAUACCGAGCAAACUGUACUGACAAGUAUGGAAGACCGGUUUUGGUUAUGAGACCAAGUUGUCAGAAUACAAAAUCUCCUAAAGGGCAGAUUAGAUUCUUGGUAUACUGCAUGGAAAACGCAAUCUUGAAUCUACCGGAUCACCAAGACCAAAUGGUUUGGCUUAUCGAUUUUCACGGUUUCAACAUGUCGCAUAUAUCAGUCAAAGUGUCUCGAGAAACCGCUCAUGUGUUACAAGAACAUUACCCUGAACGCUUAGGCUUGGCCGUCCUAUACAAUCCGCCGAAGAUUUUCGAACCGUUUUGGAAGAUGGUGAAACCGUUUCUAGACCCAAAGACACGCAACAAGGUGGAAUUCGUGUACUCAGAUGAUAACCUAAGCAAGAAGAUUCUGAAGGAUAUCUUCAAUAUGGAGCAACUCGAGGUUGCGUUUGGUGGGGAAAACAGUGACUCGAGUUUCAACUCUGAGAAAUAUGCUGAGAGAAUGAGAGAGGAUGAUUUGAAGUUCUUUGGAAACACCACAGUGUCGUCAACCUCAGCUCUUUUGACCAACUCGGAUUCUGAAGUUUUAGACUCUGAAAAGAGCACUUGGACGACAAAUAAGAUGUGAAAAUCAAGAACGGGGCCUCUUUAGAUACAACAAGAGCCUAAACUUGAAGCCAAGAAUAGAAGAAACUUCUGGUUACUAAAUUCAAA
Messenger RNA from Brassica oleracea var. oleracea, 1253 nucleotides. Its product is annotated as random slug protein 5. Bases 274 to 1167 code for a protein of 297 amino acids. Gene Ontology annotation, molecular function: phosphatidylinositol transfer activity. The transcript has 6 exons. NCBI's taxonomy places the organism in Eukaryota, Viridiplantae, Streptophyta, Magnoliopsida, Brassicales, Brassicaceae. The record is from RefSeq and is a predicted model, not a curated record.